Molecule: messenger RNA, 426 nt
Organism: Wallemia mellicola CBS 633.66
Lineage: Eukaryota; Fungi; Basidiomycota; Wallemiomycetes; Wallemiales; Wallemiaceae
Product: ribosomal protein 51 of the small subunit
Exons: 3
Coding region: 1-426 (141 amino acids)
Biological process (GO): translation
Cellular component (GO): ribosome
Molecular function (GO): structural constituent of ribosome
Source: RefSeq, a predicted model, not a curated record
AUGGGUCGCGUCCGUACAAAGACAGUCAAGCGCGCUUCUCGCGUUCUCAUUGAGAAGUACUACCCAAGACUUACGCUUGACUUCCACACCAACAAGAGGAUCGCAGACAAUGUUGCUGUCAUCCCUUCAAAGAGACUCCGUAACAAGAUCGCUGGUUUCACCACUCACUUGAUGAAGAGAAUCCAAAAGGGUCCUGUCCGCGGUAUCUCAUUCAAGCUCCAAGAGGAAGAGCGUGAGCGUAAGGAUCAAUACGUUCCAGACGUCUCUGCACUCGACACAACUGAGAACCCACUCGAAGUUGACCCAGACACCAAGGACCUCAUCAAGUCACUCGGCUUUGACUCACUCCCAGUCAACGUCGCAGCUGUUUCAGCUUACCAAGGUCCAGAGCGUCGUCAACGUCGUGCCGUUCCAGGUGCUGCUUAA